AGCACGUCGCUGGCUCAGUGAGCGCUUGAUGUGUCAGAGGAACGACAUCUACACAAAACAGGAUUUGAGAAACCGUAUUGAGAAACAGUACAAGAAAUAAUGUUUAUCUGAGACUAUAAUUUAGUUUCUGUGACAACGAUUACAAGGAAAUUAAACAAGUGUUAUUUUGAUUUUUACUAUGCAUCAAAACGCCUGAAUAAGAUUUGUCGCUCACUGACAUAAAACGAUUCUUGUGAUAAUACGCAGUAAGAAAUUGGGAUUCGUAGUCAGCCGUGGACCAAACGUUGACUUGGAAAAGAUGCAACUUCUGACUCUCACCAUCGGCGUAUUGUGCUUUGUCGGCUCAACCGCGAUCACGUUGGAAGAAGUGAUGGCCGGCAGCCCGGUGACGGCGGAGCGCGUCGUGCGUGACCUGCUGGAGUACUACAAGCAGGAGGACCCUUUGGGGAUACCGGGACUGGAAGUGAAGGAUCCGUUUUUCCUGGACAAGACGAUAUCCGUGAGCGUGUUGAGUCUGCACGGCAUUGAGGUGGCUGGACUGUCCAAGUUCAAACUGCAAUAUGUUAAUGUUAACGCCAGCAGCCUUACCGCUACAGUCCUGCUGCGCAUCCCGUGGCUGCAGGUGAUCUCAGUGUACGAGUACUCGACGUACUGGAGUGGCACGCGCGGUGACAUGAACCUAACAUUCACAGAAUUUGAUAUCAAAAUCAGCGCUGAGCUCGGCUCAGACAACAACGCUAAGCUUAUCGUCACUAAACUUGCGGUUGAUAUCACGAAAGAAAGCUUCAUUCCAAUCCUGACGAACACAACACUUGACUUGGACCUGAUCGUCUCAGCGGCGGACUCCUUCUUUGACACCCUCGUGUCCAGCGCCGUAGGCUCAAGGGUGUCCACUGCUACGGACAAGAUCAACGAGCGACUGGGCGCCAGACUCGGUGAUAAACGGUUCCCGGCAGGAAUACCCCCCAUCGACUUGCUCGUCGCAGGAAUCAAGCAGGAUCUGCGCCAGAAGAUGGAUCCUCUGAAGAUCGGUCACAAGAUCGUGCAACUGCCAGCAGGCCUCAGCCUCAACGCGAGCAACAUAAGCGUGGCCGGGUUGUCCACCGUACACAGAGCAGGCGAAGUAUCGUUACAGCUCAUCGAUGAUCGUCUGCUGCUGGUGCUGCAGCUGGGCUGCCAAGCUGUGAGUGUUCACGCCGACGUGGAGGUGUCGUCCAUGGUCCUGCCCUCCAUGAGCAGCAGUCUGAAGUUCACGCUCGACAGCCUCUCCAUAUGGGUCGAGGCGCAGCAGUCCGCGGACGUUCGACAUCCUCCGCAACUGCGGAGAAUACAAAUAACCCUUGGCAACUUCCGACUGGUCGGCAGCGGGGAGAGUUCCUUCAGCUACCUGCUGGAGGCGGCGGUGAACACCCUGCCCAACGCCCUGCGCGGCACAAUCUCGUCCGCCAUACAACCUACGCUGCACAAGAUCAUCCAGCAGCGGCUCUACUCCCUGGACAUCGAGGAGCUGAUCGAGAAGAGGCUUGCGGCGAGGGCGGCGCGACGAGACUGACACUUGCAUCAUAGAUUUAUUGAUAUCUGAACAAAUAAAAUAGAAGUUUGUAAUAAUUUACCUGAUUUUUAAAUUAAAAGUUUGCCCUGUUUAAGUUAUGAUAUUGUAUGUGGUGGGAAAUUUAUUUACAAUUUUUUGGCGUCAUUUAAGGAUUUUUGUUCAUUCAUUAAUGUUGAUGAUCGGGUCAUCAAAUCUGACCUCCAUGAAUGUUGCGUAAGGACAUGAAUAUAUCUGAACCUUGCUC
Messenger RNA from Hyalella azteca, 1796 nucleotides. RefSeq lists its product as uncharacterized. NCBI's taxonomy places the organism in Eukaryota, Metazoa, Arthropoda, Malacostraca, Amphipoda, Hyalellidae. Bases 299 to 1552 code for a protein of 417 amino acids. The record is from RefSeq and is a predicted model, not a curated record. The transcript is spliced from 11 exons.